Molecule: messenger RNA, 1815 nt
Organism: Diospyros lotus (date-plum)
Lineage: Eukaryota; Viridiplantae; Streptophyta; Magnoliopsida; Ericales; Ebenaceae
Product: putative glucuronosyltransferase PGSIP8
Exons: 5
Coding region: 153-1520 (455 amino acids)
Molecular function (GO): glycosyltransferase activity
Source: RefSeq, a predicted model, not a curated record
CCCCCCCCCCCAAUUGGUGUCGCCAGAGGCCAGCAUUUUUCAUUUUUGUCCAAGGAAGCCUCGACUCCGGCGCAGACCUUCCUUUGUCUCUUUGUUUUCAUGCAUGCGGGGAACGGCAGGAGGUUUUUCUGGUGAUUAAGUAGCAAAACGAGAUGGGGGAGAAGUUGGGAGCUAUGGUGGUGGUGGUGGCGGUGGCGGUGCUUGUGGCCGCGGCGGCCGCGGCGGAGGGAGGGCCGCGGCACAGGAACGCGUACGCGACGAUGAUAUACAUGGGGACGCCAAGGGACUACGAGUUCUAUGUGGCGACCCGCGUCAUGCUCAGAUCACUCGCCAGGCUGGCCGCCGACGCCGAUCUCGUCGUCAUUGCCUCCGUCGACGUCCCUCGCCGGUGGCUCCACGCUCUGGAACAGGAAGAUGGGGCCAGGGUUGUGAGAGUGGAGAAUCUGAAUAAUCCAUACAAGAAGCAAGCUAAUUUUGACAAGAGAUUCGAGUUAACCAUGAACAAACUCUACGUUUGGAGCUUGGUGGACUAUGACAGGGUGGUAAUGCUUGAUUCCGAUAACCUCUUCCUCCAAAACACAGAUGAGCUGUUCCAAUGUGGCCAAUUUUGUGCUGUCUUCAUCAACCCCUGCAUCUUCCAUACUGGCCUCUUUGUAUUGCAGCCAUCAAUGGAGGUGUUCAAAGGCAUGCUUCGUGACUUGGAGAUUGGGAGAGAGAACCCUGAUGGUGCAGACCAGGGUUUCAUUGGAAGCUACUUCCCACUCUUGCUUGAUCAGCCAAUGUUCCAUCCACCCGCUAAUGGCUCCAGGUUUCAAGGAACAUAUAGACUUCCUCUGGGAUACCAAAUGGAUGCCUCGUACUAUUAUCUGAAACUCCGGUGGAGCAUACCUUGCGGGCCUAACAGCGUGAUUACCUACCCCGGCGCGCCAUGGAUGAAACCAUGGUACUGGUGGUCAUGGCCUGCCCUACCGCUAGGCCUCCAGUGGCACGAACAACGCCGCCAAACUCUUGGGUACAGUGCAGAGAUGCCAAUUGUGUUGAUCCAGUCCGUAUUUUACCUAGGAAUAAUGGCGAUGGCAGGCCUAGCACGCCCAGGCCUAUUUAAACUGUGCUACCGGCGAGCAGACAAAAGUAUGUCCUUAAUACAAGCUGCGGCCCUUAAGUUGGUAGCAAUGUGGUCCAUUCUUGCUGCCUACACCAUCCCUGCCUUCCUCAUUCCUCACACCAUCCAUCCUCUGCUCGGGUGGAGCCUAUACAUGCUAGGGGCUUUGGCACUUGCUUCCGUUGCAGUGAACGCCUUUUUUCUCCCUUUUCUGCCAGUUUUAGUACCAUGGCUCGGGAUCCUUGGCGCGCUUCUGGUCAUGGCGAAUCCUUGGUACCAAGAUGGCGUGGUGAGAGCUCUGGCUGUGUUUGGCUAUGCCUUUUGUUGUGCACCGCUGGUGUGGGCUUCCUUGGUUAAGGUUAUAGCAUGCCUUCAAGUUUCAACUGAGAAGGGAAGCCUUCUUGGUAAGGUUGGAUGAAUGUAGGGGAAAGUGUUUUUGGCUUAAGGAUCCUUAGAAGAAGGGUACAAGCAUCUACAAACAUUCUUAAUUAGAAGGAUCCUUAGAAGAAGGGUACAAGCAUCUACAAGCAUUCUUAAUUAGAAGGAUCCUUAGAAGAAGGGUGGAAUCUACAGAUCAAUAUAUGUUGAUUCUUUGAUUAUAUAAACAGAGUUUUAGAAUUUUCUUUUUUCUAUUUAUUUUGAUUGUAUUCUAUUUAUAGUUGACCCUUGGGAUUAAAGCUUGAUGACUUGAUAAUAUAUUAUUGUUGUUGUUA